Molecule: messenger RNA, 690 nt
Organism: Haemonchus placei
Lineage: Eukaryota; Metazoa; Nematoda; Chromadorea; Rhabditida; Trichostrongylidae
Source: the annotation of a GenBank genome assembly
AUGCUCAUAAUCCUCGCUAUACUCCUUCAGGCCUACAUCAGUGCAGCUGAUUCCUCUUUCAAGACACUGUGCGGAGACAAGGAUGGAAUGAAUGAUGAAAUCAGGCAGAUGUUCGUCGAUAAGCACAAUGAUUAUCGAUCGCACAUAGCAAGAGGAAAGGCCCCGAACGGUGCUUCAGGUACUACACUCCCUCAAGCGGCCGCCAUGAUGAAAGUGAAAUACAGCUGUGAAAUCGAGGAUGACAUGAUGGAUUGGCUGAAAAAAUGCAAAUAUGAGAGCAAUCCUUGGACUUGGCGUAAAUGGUGGGGGCAGAGUUUAUGGAAAACUUCAAAGCUCAACAUGAACAAGACCCAAGCUGCGAAAGCCUGUGUCAGGGAAUGGUAUGAAGAAGUGAAAAAAUACGGUGCACCUCAGGAUUUGGUGUUGACCUUGGACAUUGCCUUUGCAAGAAAUAUUACUCGUUUUACUCAGAUGGCCUGGCAGUCAAGCUAUGUGAUUGGAUGUGGAGUAGUAUGGUGCAAUGACAUGACUUUCGCGGGAUGUGAAUACGCUCCAUUUGGUAACAUGGUUGACGACGAGAUUUACACGCCAGGUGCCCCAUGCAAAACGGAUGAUGACUGCAUUCAGGAUGGUCGCAAUCCUCCCGAGGCGAAAUGCAGCCCAUCUGAAGCACUCUGCUACGAACCAUGA